Messenger RNA from Penicillium cinerascens, 1506 nucleotides. RefSeq names its product DNA primase subunit PRI2. Gene Ontology annotation, cellular component: alpha DNA polymerase:primase complex. Lineage: Eukaryota; Fungi; Ascomycota; Eurotiomycetes; Eurotiales; Aspergillaceae. The record is from RefSeq and is a predicted model, not a curated record. The transcript has 3 exons. Bases 1 to 1506 code for a protein of 501 amino acids. Gene Ontology annotation, biological process: DNA replication, synthesis of primer.
AUGAUUCGACAGGACGCCCACCGCAUCGACCCCAAACGCAGGGCAACUAUCGACCACAAAAAAAGGCAAUUCGCUGUACCAAUCUACAAGCAGCAGGACUACCCGCACCGUCUGAACCUGUACGACACGCCGCCGACGGCUGAGAUCACCCUCGAGCAGUUUGAGCAAUGGGCCAUUGAUCGGUUAAGGAUCCUGGCCGAGAUCGAAGCAUGCUCCUACCGCAAUAAAUCCCCCGGGGAGACCGACACUCAAAUCACGCCCCUUCUCCAGAAAUAUCUCCCUCUCUCCUCCAAUACCUCCUCUUCCAAUGGUGCUGCCGACCUGCGUUUGAGAAAUGAACGCCAAAAGGAUCACUACUCACACUUUAUUCUCCGCCUGGCCUUCUCCGCCACGGAGGACCUCCGCCGACGAUUUGCACGCGCCGAGACCAUGCUCUUCCGCUUUCGUUUCCAGAAGGAUGACUCUCGAGAAAGACGUGCUUUCAUUGACAGUUUGAAUCUCGACUGGGAACCCGUGGGCGAAGAGGAACGAAACGAAAUCGCCGAGCACCUGGCUAACUCGACGCCCGGUUUGCACCGGGUGAAUGAUGAGACAUGGUACAAAGUCGACUGGGAGAAGGUCCCCGAGCUCGUCGAAAGACGGUCUGCGUAUAUGAGGAGGGGUAAGGCCUAUGUUCCUGGAAGGGAACAGUUGAGUAUGAUCAUGGCGGAGUUCACUGCCCGCCUGGAACGUUCGCUUGAGCUCACUAGCCGAGCGCUUCCCCGUCUAGACGAGGAUGACCGUCUCACUCCCAUCCUCAACCACCUCUCCAAGAACUUCGGCAGUGCCGAAUCUGUAUACACCGAGAGCGAGGGACAUGUCGAUGGAGCGGAGAUCAGAGCAAGCUCUAUCGACUCCCUUUCUCAACAUUUCCCACUGUGCAUGCGCAGUCUACACAUGAAUCUGCGCAAGAACCACCACUUGAAGCAUUUUGGGCGGCUGCAGUACACACUGUUCUUGAAGGGCAUCGGUCUGUCUUUGGAGGAAUGUAUCCUCUUUUGGCGCCAAUCCUUUAAGGGCAAAACCGACGACGAAUUCAACUCUCAAUACAAAUACAACAUCCGCCAUGCUUACGGUGACGUCGGUGGUGAUGUGAACCGUCGUGGCCGAGGAUACCCUCCUUACUCGUGCCAGAAGAUCCUGGGGGAUAGCAACCCCGGCAUUGGUCAAACCCAUGGGUGCCCGUACCGCCACUACUCCGUUGACAACCUUGUCGGGCUACUGCAGGCAACGGGCGUAAGCGACAAGGAAGUUUUGCGGGGAGUGCGUGAGGAUGUGGGCAAGCAACGGUAUCACAUUGCGUGCAACCGAGUCUUCGAGUCAACGCACAAGAACGAGAUCAAGAAGGUCAAGGAGGACGGGACGUGGAGCCAGGCCGACCUGGACACCAUCGUCCACCCGAACACCUACUUUAAGCGCAGCUACUUACUGAAGCAGUUGGCCAAAGCCCCGAGCCGAGACGCUUGA